GGGGGGGGGACAGGUGCUGAGUGACACACGAACCAGGAAGUGACAUCACACAGUGACUCAGAAGUGGUGUCUCUUCGUGGUUCUUCUGGAGGUCUGAAGGUUCGGGGUUCCUCCUCUUCAGUUCAGUCCCUCCUUCAGUCGUACAGCAGCUCGCUGAGGAAACCUCGAGGCCUCGGACGCAGCCUGAGCUCCUACCUGAACCACACCACAAGACUGGAGAUUGUCCACGAGGACGUUAAGAUGAGUUCUGAUGGAGAAAGUGAUCCGGCUUCUUCUUCAGACGGAGUUCAGAGUCCAGUUCGAGUCCGACUGAGGAACAAGAAGAUCUCUACAGAGGACAUCAACAAACGUCUGUCAUUACCGGCUGACAUCCGUCUUCCAGACGGUUAUCUGGAGAAGUUUAAUCUUAUUGGUCCAGCUCUGUUUGAGCAGCCAAUCAGCAGGCGGCUGCGCAGAGUGUCUCUGUCAGAGAUUGGUUUUGGGAAACUGGAGACAUACAUUAAACUGGACAAACUGGGAGAGGGGACCUAUGCCACGGUGUACAAAGGUCGCAGUAAACUCACCGAUAAUCUCGUUGCUCUGAAGGAAAUUAGACUGGAACACGAAGAAGGAGCUCCAUGUACUGCGAUCAGAGAAGUGUCGCUGUUAAAGGAUCUGAAACAUGCCAACAUUGUCACGCUUCAUGACAUCAUACACACGCAGAAGUCCCUCACACUGGUGUUUGAGUAUCUGGACAAAGAUCUCAAACAGUAUCUGGACGACUGUGGAAACAUCAUUCAUGUUCACAAUGUCAAGCUCUUUCUUUUCCAGUUGCUGCGAGGUUUGUCAUACUGUCAUCGGAGGAAAGUUCUCCACAGAGACCUAAAACCCCAAAAUCUGCUCAUCAAUGAGCGGGGAGAGCUGAAACUGGCAGACUUUGGGUUGGCCCGAGCAAAGUCAAUUCCAACGAAGACGUACUCUAACGAGGUGGUGACACUGUGGUACCGACCGCCAGAUAUCCUGCUGGGCAGCACAGACUACUCUACUCACAUCGACAUGUGGGGUGUUGGUUGUAUCUUCUAUGAGAUGGCAACAGGCCGACCCCUAUUUCCUGGUUCCACAGUGGAGGAGGAGCUUCAUUUCAUCUUUAAACUGCUGGGAACUCCCACAGAUCAAAGCUGGCCUGGAAUCAAUUGUAAUGACGAGUUUGUGGCAUACAACUAUCCUCAGUACAGAGCAGAGAGACUGAGUAAUCACACUCCCAGGCUCAGCAGUGAAGGAGUCGAGUUGUUGUCAAAGUUCCUGCAGUUUGAGGGGAAGAAGAGGAUCUCUGCGGAUGAGUCGAUGUAUCAUCGUUACUUCAGUAACCUUGGUAACAGAGCAACGACACUUCCUGAUACUACAUCCAUCUUCACUCUGCCUGAGAUUCAACUUGAAAAAGAAACAACAAGAGUGACAGUCACACCUGAUCCAGGUAACGUGGUCACACUCAAUCUGGGUGACGCGGCCACGCCCGAUCCGGAAAACAGUCCGGCCAGGAGGCGGAGUCUGCUCUUCUGACAUCAGAGAGGCGGUGGUAGUUCUUCUGACAUAAUCAGGGAGGCGGAGUCUGCUCACAAAAGGAAAAUAUAUAUUUUUUUGCUGCUGAGAAAACAGGAAGUAAAUCUAGAUCAGACAGACAGACAGACAGUGACAGACAGACAGAGAGACAGACAGACGCAGGGAGACAGAUGCAAUAAUAAAUCACAGCAGCCAUUUGACCAAUCAGUGAACUGCAUGUUGUUUCUAAUGGCAACAGGUUGACCUCAGUACAUGAACAGUCUUCCAUUUUUGCUUUUUUUUUUUUUUUUUUUUUUUUUAAAUGUUCCCAGGAUCCUGGAAUUCUGUCAUGGAUACGCCUGGAUACAAUCAGAUAUCACAUGUGUGACAGCAGCAGAAUGACAUCAGUGAUGACAUGUCAGACUGUCAGAUUGAUGUUUAAGUCCACCUGUAAUGAACUAUUUAAAACAAUGAGUAAUAUUUAUUAUUUAUCGUAUCCAACAGCUGAAAAGUGAACGCAGACAGGAAGUGCUGCAAACAGACUGUAUAUGAUGCAGACAGCCGAGGAAGACGUUGUUUAUAGGGGUAAUAUUCUGCUUUUGUUUCCACAGAACAGUGUUAUUUAUUAGAAAACAUACUGAAACUCACUGACAGCCACAGAAGCCAUGUUUGUUUAAACAAUCUGAUCAAUUUCAUUCUCUGUGUGACACUGUUUCUGCAUGUGUGUCGUACACUUAUUGUUAAAAUAUUAUAAAGACUAAUACUGUAAAAAUACUCACAUUGUUAAUAUAUUUAUAUGUAUUAACAUUUAGUGUAAAUCUGCAGUAUACAGCUGUGAGCAAUUUUCUUUCUAUUGCUGUUUAACCCAGAAGUUUAUUUUAACAGGAUUUUCAAUUUUUUUAUUGCUUAUAUUUUUAUUGGAGGUCAACAGGUUGAAGAGGAUGAUGUGAUGUCAGCUUCAAUCAGAGCUUCACAAAGAAAAAGGUUUCCAUUCACAAGCUUGACGUAAAAAACAGACAGACUGAUGUCGAUGCCAAGCUGACUGUCGGACAACCCUGAGAAAGACAGGAAAUUUUAACCUUAAUUUUAACCUGCUCAGAAUCAAAAUGUCUGUGGGUUUCGAUUGAGCACUUAGGCAGGAAUUACAGGAGGUGGUUUUUGAUUCUGUCAGGAGGCUUGGUUGAGGAUUGGGGAAGGGCUUAUCUGUGGUCAGGAUUGAGAUGGAUUUUGUCUUCUCGUCCCUUCAGGCGAAACCUUUUGCAUUUUCUUUUCAGGUUCAGGAAUGUUUAUCUUUAAACUGUUGGAUGUUGUUUCUGGUGUUACUUUUUAUUUCUUAGCUGUGAAGAAAUAUAGAAUCUUCUUGAUCAGAAGACAAUAAUGAUUGAUCAGUGUUAAUAACGAUGAGUUUAACAGUGUUUUGUAAAAAUGUCAUAUGUACACAUUUGUAUGUGAGGUUAGAAAUAUACAGUAGCCAUGAAAAUAAUUCACAUUUUUUAUGUUCUAUUGAUUAGCAGUGGAUUUGUUUGAUCAGAAGUCUUUUAAAAUACAGAAUAAUUGACUUCCAGAUGUGUUUUGAAAGAUUUCCAAAUUUUCAAACUUCAGAAACAGAAACACGUGACAGAAUGAAAACUUCUGCAUUAACUAUUUUUAGUAAAUUGAGGUUUAAGAGUUAAGAAAGUUUGGCUUCAAAUAUUUUCUGUUUCUCAGGAUGAAAUCAUUUAAAUUUCAUCCACUGAGACACAAAGUGAAUCAAUAAAAAAUUCAGGGGACUUCUUUUUAGAAUUUCAAAGAACUUUUCUGUUUGAAAGAAGUGAUGUAACGAGUCCACGUUAGUGCUGGCUUGAUGAUGAAUUACUGUUGAAUGUAACUACCAAUUGGUAACGUGGUUUACAGUAAUAAUGUGUACAGUUGUUAAUUAUUACAGAUCAUUUUUAAUCUGCAGUGUCUUGUUAUUCCUUAGCUGCUGUUCAACUGCACAGAAAACAGCAUUUAGAUAUAAAACAAAAGAUGUCUGGACCCAGAUCACUCAGUAAACCUGGUUCAGUAGCAGGUUGCUGAGAUCUAAUCUAUAAAAUACAUUCAUAUAAAAAAUACAUGUGAACACAUGUGAACACCUCACACGUCCGACAGGUUAGGAAUAAUUUUUCUGACUGUGCAGAGACAAAGAGUGAAAACCGGCAGUUAAUGUGACAAUAUCAAGUCUUCGGCUUAUACAGGCAGCUGUGAGAGAAAUCACAUAUUCAUUUGUUGUAUUUACGUUUUAUUGUCCAGCAUCAGAGUUGAAUUAUCGAACAGAAAACAAGUCGCCGACCUCAGAUCUGAGAAAGAGCUGCUUAUUGUUUAGUUUAAAUUAUUUUUAUCAGUUCCAGUGUUCACCUCCUGGUCUGUCAAUAUAAAGAAAUAACAGAUUUAAAAAUCUCUGAAUGGACCUCUGUUAUGUUUUUUAUUUAACUUUAGAAUAAAUCAAACGGUGAGCUGUUUUGUUUGGCUACAUCGAUUUAGAUGCUGUUUUCUCUGCUUUUGUAAAAUAACUGCUUAGUUUUGGUCAACACCAUACCAAAAUUAUCUGCAAUACCGCACUGCAUGAUGGGAUUCUUCCAGAUAACUUCUAUGCUGUUUAUUCUUUGAAUAUUCUUCCAUCUGCCAAGAAAGCACUGCAUUGUAUCUAAUGCUAUAAUGGAUGUGCAUACUUGAAAUAUCAAGUUUCGAAAAUAAAGUAUAUCCUGUUAUUGUGUCAA
Larimichthys crocea (large yellow croaker) is the source of this 4256-nucleotide messenger RNA. It is a transcript of the gene cdk16, whose product is annotated as cyclin dependent kinase 16. Gene Ontology annotation, cellular component: synaptic vesicle; cytoplasm; nucleus. Gene Ontology annotation, molecular function: ATP binding; cyclin-dependent protein serine/threonine kinase activity. NCBI's taxonomy places the organism in Eukaryota, Metazoa, Chordata, Actinopteri, Sciaenidae. Gene Ontology annotation, biological process: exocytosis; neuron projection development; protein phosphorylation. The record is from RefSeq and is a predicted model, not a curated record. The coding region runs from base 241 to 1539 and encodes 432 amino acids. The transcript has 16 exons.